Linum trigynum is the source of this 1661-nucleotide messenger RNA. NCBI's taxonomy places the organism in Eukaryota, Viridiplantae, Streptophyta, Magnoliopsida, Malpighiales, Linaceae. The record is from the annotation of a GenBank genome assembly.
AAGUGGUUCAUUAAGGAUAAGAAAGUAAUUUCCCCCAUCAAGCCAUAAUUCCAACCUACUAAAAGCCAUUACCAAAUCCUACAAACAAACAUGGAAGUUUCAAAAUUCAACAUAAUCAAAAUCCAACAUAAUCUCUCAUAUUCAAAAUCCAAGGUUUUAUCAUAAUCCCUCAUUUUCUAAAAUCCUAGAAGCAAACGACCCCUCAAUCACUUUCUCUCAAAAUCCCUCUGUUACCAUGUUUCUCUUUCACGCCUCUGUUCCUCUGCAUUCCUCUUGCCAUUAUGUCUAGCUCCACUGUGUCUGACAGCUCAGCCCCCGUCGACGAAUCCACCAUCAUCACCUUCAAUCCGGCUGCUCAAUUGCCGCUGAAACUGACUCCAACAAAUUUCAAUUCCUGGCGGUCACAGUUAGAGACUCUUCUAAUGGGACUCGAUCUCAUAAGCUUUAUCGAUGAUACUGGUGUUGUGCCUUCUCUUACGAUCACUAUCGACAGCGCAACCAAACCCAAUCCAGCCUACCGUCAGUGGUUUCGGCAGGAUAAGCUCAUCUUGCACGCUCUCCGCUGCUCAAUCUCUGAAUCGCUAUACUCCUUUGUGUCUGCCGCUGUAACUUCACGAGAAGCUUGGUUGAUUCACGAGAAGCUGUACGCCGGUCGCUCUGGAUCUCGAAUCAUCAAUCUUAAAGGGAAACUCGCUCGAAUGGUCAAGGGUGAUCGAGACAUUCUUACUUAUGUCAAUGAUUUAAAACAGAUCGCUGCUGAGCUUGCUCUUGUAGGCAAACCCGUCUCUGAUCUCGAUCUGGUUGUCCACUGCCUUCGUGGCCUUGGCUCCGAUUACAAUCACUUCUCGGCGGCGGUGAGAGCACGGAGAUCCACCGUUUCCAUUGAAGAACUCCUAGACUCCUUGAUCGAAUACGAAGCUGACCUCAAGGAGCAGUCAAGGAUCACCACCGUACCCACCGCCUUCUAUUCCCAUGCUCCGCCUCGUCGCAACGGUGGCAGCUUCGUCUCUCCUGGUGGCGGCGGCUCUGUUUCUCAUGGAGGAGGCAGCUCACGUUAUCCUCAUCAACGAAAUCCACAGGGUUUCGCUAAUAAUUUCCAUCCAUCUCAGCAGGCCCAGGCGAAUUCCUCAGGCGGCCCAUCCUUUUCACACGAGCCCAACCGCCAGCGCAGGCCCUCUGUGGUCCGCCAAUGUUUCAGGCUCUUUCCCCAGGCCUGCCAAGCAUUUCACCAGGCCCGUCAGGGGCAGGCUAAUAUUACUCAAGUGGGCUCUUCUUCCUCUACUGGGCCUUGGCUUAUGGAUACAGCAGCUUCCCAUCAUGUGACUCCGGAUUUGGGCCAAUUAUCAUUAUACUCUGAUUAUACAGGUCCCGAUGAGAUUCUUGUUGGUGACGGCUCAGGAUCUUCGCACGGGGGCGCAUUUGCUGAAGGGGGAAAACAACGGUGAUGUCUAUGAACUGCCUAGGGAGGUGGAGAAAGUUCAUUUGGCCUUGGUUACCACACGCACAUCGACAACUUCCUGGCAUGCUCGGUUGGGUCAUCCCUCUCAUCAAUCUCUCACUAGUCUUAUUCGGUCUUAUUCUCUUCCAGUUUCGUCCUUGGUAGCAAGUUCUGCUUGUGAUUCUUGUCUUUGCAAUAAAAGCCAUAAAUUGCCCUUUUUCGG